CUUCGGACCUGUUGCAGAGCGAUUCCCAGCCAGAACAAUGUUAGGAGUGAAUUCGCUGCUGGCGAUGACGUUCCAAUUCGGAAAUAUUAUCAGAAAUCUUCCACGGGUAUCAUAUGUGAAAGCGAUAGAUGUUUGGAUGCUGAGCGGUAUGUUGUUCAUUUUUCUCUCACUGCUGGAAUUGGCCGUUGUUGGAUUCAUGUCCCGAAACGAAGGUCUGCCCCCGAAGGUCAAGAAAAAGCGGAAACGCGAGGAUCUCUGAUGACGAGUUUUCUUGGAAAGGCAUCCAAUCAAGCCCUCAUCUUGAGUUACGGCAGUUUUGGGUCGACAAGCGCUCACUCUGUCCGUAAUAGCUCGGAUUUACCAUCUGAUGAACCGCCUGGGAUUGAGGCGCCGUAUCCACCAGUCCAUAGAUCUCGUCCACAACGCGAUUUACUCGCAUCAAUACGAAAGUGGUGGAAAAGAUUAGGACCAUUACGGCCAGAGACGGUUGACUUCUAC
Messenger RNA from Ostertagia ostertagi, 498 nucleotides. The record is from the annotation of a GenBank genome assembly. NCBI's taxonomy places the organism in Eukaryota, Metazoa, Nematoda, Chromadorea, Rhabditida, Trichostrongylidae.